Molecule: messenger RNA, 1022 nt
Organism: Penaeus chinensis
Lineage: Eukaryota; Metazoa; Arthropoda; Malacostraca; Decapoda; Penaeidae
Exons: 9
Coding region: 144-965 (273 amino acids)
Biological process (GO): spindle assembly
Cellular component (GO): HAUS complex; cytosol
Source: RefSeq, a predicted model, not a curated record
GGGAUCGUGGCUUCAAGCGACCGCCACAACGAAAGCAAAGGCGGAGAGUUUGAGUUUCUAAAUAUUUUUCUUCCAUUUACUGAGACGGUUUUGAGGGAACUGUUUAAUCCGAUCUCUAAUCCAAGAGAGUUGAACUGACAGAUAUGGACAUCAAACACAAAGAGGUUUUGCAGUGGCUUCAUGAGGUCUACGGAGAGGAACAGAUCCCCGUGUAUGAGAAGAAUGAACGCAGCAUCAACAUCUUGCACAAUCUCAUGAAAGCAAGCAAGCGUUCAGAGGACAAUGCUAAAGUUCUGGCUGCUGAUUACACGAAGAAGGCUGCUGAGUAUAGUGCUGAAGCAAUGCAGAAGAGAAACUGGCUGGAAGCCCUGAAGUUCAAGCCAAAUGAUCUCUCUGAGGAAAGUCAGAAAUCCCUUGCCGCCUUGGCCAACACAGCACAGGUGCUUGACGUCCAGACCCCCACCAGCACCAAUAUAGUGCUUGCUUUGAAUCAGCUGGAAAUGGAUCACAUGAAGGUUGUCAAUGAAUUAGAGCAAGAAAAGGGAAGAAAAGCUUGCCUGCUGGAAAUGAGUCAGCAGUUAUCCAGAAAACUAGAGGAAAUAAAACGGAUUUCCCAACAAGCUGAGGCAACAUGGAUGCUUCAACAAGAAGAACUGUCCAGGGAUGCAAAACGGCAGCAGUUCAGCCGAGAAAAGAGCAACAACUAUGCUGCCGACAUCACCCAUUAUGAGGCAAAGUUGAGGCAGGUUGGACUGAGCAAGGAAAUAACUCACACCCACUUGUGUGCAAAGUGGGCAGACCUGCAAGCUCUAGAGAAACAGGUGAAGGAACUGGAGCAAGAACUGCAAAACUACACCCUUCCUCCCGAUAUGGCCUUAGCGGAAGUCAAGGUACAGGAAGCACGUCUCGAGUUGGCUUCAAUUAUGGAUGGUCUGGCUAUUACAUGCAAAUCGAGCAUGUCAUAAUAAUGAUGGUGCACGCUCAGGUGUUUUUAUUCCACCCUAUAAAGUUUUAUUAUACUC